Messenger RNA from Ceratosolen solmsi marchali, 838 nucleotides. RefSeq names its product tipE homolog 2 phospholipid transfer protein (gene Teh2). Gene Ontology annotation, cellular component: plasma membrane. Bases 63 to 791 code for a protein of 242 amino acids. The record is from RefSeq and is a predicted model, not a curated record. Gene Ontology annotation, molecular function: sodium channel regulator activity. Lineage: Eukaryota; Metazoa; Arthropoda; Insecta; Hymenoptera; Agaonidae. The transcript has 4 exons. Gene Ontology annotation, biological process: regulation of sodium ion transport.
CCAGCCUUGGGAGCGGCUCGGGCCUCGGCAGUGAGGCCGGCAGCGGGCUCAAUGACUCUCGGAUGCUUGGCGGCGUCCUGCCAGUGCUCGAGGUCGAGAGUCUCGUCGAGAAGGCGAAGUUCUAUACAUCCCUAUGUCUGGGCUCGACCGCCAUCCUCGCGGUUUUCGCCUUCCUCUUCGCGAUCCCGUUCGUCGUCGAGCCCGCCAUCUCGACCAUACUCGCUGACUUCUCACCGCGACCCGUCGCCUGCACCACUACAAGGCACAUUCUCGCCGAGGGUCUGAAGAACUGCUCUUGGGCCAGUUGCAGAGAAGGCUGCACUGCAGCGGUAACGAGCUGCCACCAGAUCCGCGUCAACUACACGAAGCUGACGUACGAAGAGUUCAUGGCCAAGCCACUUGGGAGCAUACCCUGGGACGUCUUGGAUACAAAGUUUUAUGUGAAUGCCGAAGGCUGCGGAUACCCGGAUACCGGUGUCGUUUGUUCCGAAUUUGCCAACAAAUUCGGCAAUAACAGCCACGGGAAAAUCUUCCCUUGCUAUUAUAGCCGAACGUAUCCGGAAACGGUCGUGUCCAGAUAUUCCUGGGAAGAGAAUUUGCGCAAUCUAAUACUGGCUUUAACGAUUCCUGUGAUGCUAUUCGUCUUAUCGUUGGCCGUGCUGUGCUACUGGUAUUGUCCACCGGUGAACAAGUCGUGCAGUGGUCCCAGAAGAAGUCUCAUUGACAAGUAUGAGAGGAAGGGAGACAUUCUCGGUGAGGAAGAUUUCGAAGAGGACGAAGAGGAAUACUGACUGUUGCCUCGGGCUCACCCCCCGGCUCGGGAGUGAUGCCAACUUAA